Xiphophorus couchianus (Monterrey platyfish) is the source of this 3540-nucleotide messenger RNA. RefSeq names its product germ cell-specific gene 1-like protein. The record is from RefSeq and is a predicted model, not a curated record. The transcript is spliced from 7 exons. Lineage: Eukaryota; Metazoa; Chordata; Actinopteri; Cyprinodontiformes; Poeciliidae. The coding region runs from base 1158 to 2477 and encodes 439 amino acids. Gene Ontology annotation, cellular component: plasma membrane.
CCCAGCUGUUCGAUACCACGCCGUUAAAUGAGUCAUAUUGGGUCAGGUUGGAUGAGAGAGACAAGAAAUGAAGUCAACAAGAGAAAGGAAAAAGCUGCGAUGAUGGAAGGAUACAAAGAGCGAAGGGGUGGGAAAGUAACAGAUGGACUUGGGCGGAUUAGAGCGAAUCUGGGUGGGUUUCUACUGGAAACCAGGAGCGAUGCCGGAAUCAGGAGAAAAAUUCAGGAAACCUGAAUCUAUUAUUCAAGAAGGUUGAGACAAACACAAAGUGAACGUUAUCCAGCCUACAGGUAUUGGUGCAGCAUGAGAGUCACCGGCCAUUAAUCUCCUCCACCUUACCCAAGAUUAAAACAGAUUUACUGGGACCCAGAGGCAGGCCUGAGAUCCUGGACUAAUCACUCCUUCUUUAACCCAAUCCAUCUCGGAGAGGUGAGGGAACAGGUUGAGAAGAGGGAUGUACCAUGAGGCUGGACCUGAUUAGGUGUAAAAUCCGGAUUCUGAGAUUUAAAUCUGCCUUGGAGCGGAAAGAAGAACUCAUCAGGAAGACGGAUAUCGGAGGAGCCUCAAGUCAACAUGAAACACAGCUAGACAGGCGGCUGAUGCUGUAAUACUCUCAAGAAACAAAGAUCUUAAAUUUAAAUCUGAUAACCUGCUUUGUUCGCCUGGUAAAUCCCAAGUUUCUGUAACAGACACUACAGCUGGGAUCCUCCAGCUUCGAUAAGGACGCAACAGCUGGAGCUCCUCAUGCAACUUCCAGUCAGCACAUCUGCCGCAACUUGAUUAAAACCCAGCACUUUCUUUCCCUCUCUGUCCUCUGACCUCUCAUCAGAUAUCUUUCCUCAGACCCCGCCCUCCUUCCAACUCUUCACCACUGCUCAUCUUCCUCACUGACCUUUGUUUCUCUUCUGAAACAUCCUUAAUCUCCUUAUUUUCUCCUCUUCUGCUCCUCCAUGAGUCACUCUCAAACUUCCAAUCAGCCUUCCUGCUUCUUACUUUUCACAAAGUUGUCCUAAUCUUGUUCUUGAGGAUGUUUCAGCCUGCUGACCUUCAUCCCAAUAGGUCACCAAAGCCGGUUGCCAUUUUAGGGACAUCAAGGUAAAACCGUCCCACCGCCUGCCACAUUUCUCCACUGGCUUCAUUCCAGUUGAGCAGUAACAAUGCUGGAGAAAAUGUCCAGACGUAACCGGACCCUGCUGUCCCUGGGUCUCACCUCUCUGGCCCUGACGAUGUCCGUGUCAGCCUUCUGCAGUUCCUACUGGUGUGUAGGGACACACAAAGUGGUGAAGCCAGUCUGCCUGUCACCGGUCAAGAUGAAGAACUGUGGAAAGAACAACAGCCAGCCGUACACAACAGAGGCUCCCACCCAGGACCCCAAGAACCCGGUGUCCAAUGUGACGCUGUCUCCACAGCAGAAGGAGGAACUGGCCCAGAUAAGGAAAAAUCAGUUGGCCAAUGCCGUGCAGUAUCUCUGGGAAACGGGCGAGGACAAGUACAUGCUGAGAUAUUUCCACACGGGUUUCUGGCUUUCCUGUGAAAAACACAACGAAGGAGAUGAUCAGGAAGAAAAGUGCCGCAGCUUCAUUGAACUCACCCCAGGAGAGACACAAGGUGUGCUGUGGCUGUCUGUUAUCAGUGAGUUCAUGUACAUCGGCCUUCUGGCGAUGGGUUUCCUCCUGAUGUGUGUCGAAGCGAUGUGCCUCUGUGCCAAGAAGGAGAUGAGCUCCCUGAAGAUCAACGCCUUCGCUGCAAUGUGCACCGUCCUUUCAGGUAUGAUGGGGAUGGUAGCCCAUAUGAUGUACACCACGGUGUUUCAGAUGACAGUGAGCAUCGGACCAAAAGACUGGAGGCCGCAGUCUUGGGACUAUGGAUGGUCUUUUGCGUUAGCAUGGCUUUCCUUUAGCUGUUGUAUGGCAGCUGCUGUGGCAACACUCAACUCGUACACUAAGACCAUCAUUGAGAUGAAGCACAGAGCCAGGUUGAGGCUGGAGGAGGCCCGAGCUGCUACCAUCGCCCCUUCCUAUGAGGAGGUUGUUCAAGCCGGAGGCGGAGGGCUUUACUCAGUCAGUCAACUGAUUCAUCUCGGCCAGCAGGGGGCCCUCAUGGAUCCACUGUGGCCAAGAGGAGUGGGACCGGCAGUUGGACCUUUGGCAUGCAGUGCUGGUGGGGCCCUGCUGGUUGGAGGUGGAGUCGGGGGCAUCGGGAUGGGAAUGGGAGGAGUUGUAGCUGGAGGAAGCACAGCUAUUGGAGGAGCAGGUGGGAUCGGUGUUGGAGGAAAUGGAGUUGGGAUGGGAAUGGGAAGCACUGGUGGGACAAUGGGGGCAAUGGGAGGAGGUGGAAUGGGAACAGGAAGAAUGGUGGACUCUCACGGAGUCGUAGUUGUGGAGGGAUGCGCCACAGAAGGAUGUGAGGAGUGUGAGCGAGAGCUGGAUGAGAUAGAUUACACUCUGCAGGAGGAAAGAGAGGACUCCAUCUGCUAAAACUUACAGGACUAAGGACUGGUAAACAACACAACACAUGAACAACACAACACAAGACUUGAAGAAUCACCUGUAUUAGGUUUUUUUGUACAUAAACUGUCUUCGAGUUUUUAGAUGUUAGGUGUGUCAGUUUCACUAUCUCUAGACUAAGAUUUCCAAACUUGAAUGGCAUGACUAAACUUUUUUUUUUUUAUCAUGUUUGGUCAUGCCUCAGAAGUUUGCAAUUACAGUUUGGAUUUAUUCAUAUUGCAGUCACAUAAUAAAUAUCCCUCAAGUCUUCUUCCUGAAGAGCUGGUGAGUAUUGUCACAGUAAACCGAUAACAUAGAUAUCUUCAAAGUGGUAUAAAAAAAGACGCAAAGAAAAUGUCACUUGGGGUAAACUAUCGGUGACAUCAACACAAGCCUUGACAUGUAGCACAGCUCUGAAGGGAAACUCAUCUAUUACUUAGAGUCAUGGUGAAAUGGCUGUUGAAAUUUAUGGUUUCAGUGAAUAAAUGAUCUGGCUUUAUACCAUAAUUUAUUUAACUGUUGUCUCAAGUAUACAAAACCAAACACCAAAGACUUCAUAUAUUUUAAGAGAACAAUUCCCUAUCUGUAAUGCUUUAGAUUUAGCCUAACCUUACUCAUACUCAUAUAAGGACAUUUGCUGGUAAUUAAUCUAAGACUGAAAAAUUCAAGAGAUUUUGUGAAUACAUGAUACAAGAUGGUCACAUUCCACAGCAGCUUCUUUAAGUUUACUCAUCGUUAUCAGGACAAGUAAUAGAAAACUGAACCAGUUUACUUGUGUAAAACUAGCCUUACACUGACUUUUUAUGUGAAUGAAUGUGUUUUAUCAGUGAUUUAGAUAAUCACAAUUCAAAAUUACAACUUCUCAGGGCAAUUGAUUUUAGUUAUGUACUUUUUAGCCACAACUUUUCAGAAAUACUUAUGGACAUGACAAAAGUUGCACAUAUGCACAUGUAGUGACAGAGUGACAAGAGACAUUUUGAAUUUAGUGCGGCAUGGAUGCCCUGCUUCCUCCUGUUGUACAACUGCAGAUAUGAAAAAUAAAAAACAAAACUGA